This is a messenger RNA of Rangifer tarandus platyrhynchus (Svalbard reindeer), 372 nucleotides long. NCBI's taxonomy places the organism in Eukaryota, Metazoa, Chordata, Mammalia, Artiodactyla, Cervidae. The record is from the annotation of a GenBank genome assembly.
AUGACAGAUGCCGCCGUGUCCUUCGCCAAGGACUUCCUGGCAGGUGGAGUGGCCGCGGCCAUCUCCAAGACUGCGGUCGCACCCAUCGAGCGGGUGAAGCUGCUGCUGCAGGUGCAGCAUGCCAGCAAGCAAAUCACUGCAGAUAAGCAGUACAAGGGCAUCAUAGACUGCGUGGUUCGUAUCCCCAAGGAUCAGGGAGUCUGGUCCUUCUGGUGUGGUAACCUGGCCAAUGUGAUCAGAUACUUCCCCACCCAGGCUCUCAACUUUGCCUUCAAAGAUAAAUACAAGCAGAUCUUCCUGGGUGGUGUGGACAAGAGGACCCAGUUUUGGCGCUACUUUGCAGGGAAUCUGGCAUCAGGUGGUGCCGCCGGG